This is a messenger RNA of Drosophila takahashii, 2584 nucleotides long. It is a transcript of the gene mthl15, whose product is annotated as methuselah-like 15. The record is from RefSeq and is a predicted model, not a curated record. Lineage: Eukaryota; Metazoa; Arthropoda; Insecta; Diptera; Drosophilidae. Gene Ontology annotation, molecular function: G protein-coupled receptor activity. Gene Ontology annotation, biological process: cell surface receptor signaling pathway; G protein-coupled receptor signaling pathway. Gene Ontology annotation, cellular component: membrane.
UACAUCGAUUUGUAUCCGUAUGUGUGUAGACCAAAUGUUUACCCAUAAACAUUCGCAUUUGCUCGCGAAGGAAUGGCGAAGUCUUCAGUUCGUUAAAUCCGCCAACUGCAUGCGGUUCGAAGUUUAUAUUGCCCGAUAACGGUUCAAUUUCAAUGAUAAGAUAUGAAAAGUCCGUUCUAAGAAAAGAUACAAACAUUACACAAGCUCGGAAAUUGGUCAUUGGAAAUAAAACCCAAGGCGUAAACAAUGAUCAUCGGACUAAGUUUAGCGUGCCUGAUUUUAAGUGGCAUUUUGAAAGUGGGCGCCGUUCAAAUAUGCUGCAGCCCGAACUCAGUACUUUUUAAAUACCGCGGAUCGGAUAAUUCGGAAGUUUUCGAGUGCGCUUCCGCUGACAGCAACCUCAAAGAAUUUCCGGAUUUAACUCAAGUGAUAGGCAAAAUGAUAGCCCCAAAAGGCCUUGGAUUAGAGGCACCCGAUGAGUCAAGCCACCAAUUCCAGUUAUCAAAGUGCCAGAAUUUUACGAGCCUCAAUCUAAGUGAACUGAGUGAAAGUGCUUUGUACCUGCGAAAUAACUCAUGCAUUGGGCUAUUAAACAGACGUCUCAUCAUUUUAUCUUGUGAAUUUGAAAAGAAUGUGCCGUCUCAAAGUGUGGGAUUUGUAAACAAGUGCUGCCCACAGGGAUUUAUUUACGUUUCCGAAAAUAAUACAUGCAUACUUGGCGAAAACGAUUUCUUUGUUUAUUCUUCUAUCAUCAGUAGUCCAAUUAUAUUUUUUGAUAACGCCUUAAACUGUUCGGGCAACAAAGCUCUCGUGGAAUAUACUGUGUCUUCGGAGAAAGUGCAGUUCCAUAACGAUACCUUGGUUUGGAGAGAUGGCUCAAACAGUUUGACUAGAUCCAAGUUUUGCAUCGAAGCCAUUUAUGACUCCGAAACAUCGGAGAGAAGGAAAGUUUUGGGUCAAAAAUAUCUGGUUCGGGCUUGUCAGGAACCCAAAAUAUGCCAAAGAAUUCCGUGUAUUCGACGAUGCUGUGGGGAAGGUGAAAUGUAUGCGAAAGGAAAUAUCAGUACGUACUGUAAGAAUGAUGGGACCGAUUUGAAAUUCGAGGGCUUUCAGAACUUGAAUAUAAACGCCAACUUCUCAAAGCCAUCAGAUUUCGGAAUUGUUCAUGGCUUACAAUGCCAAAAAUUUCGAUUGGAUCCCGAUAAUUUUCCAGAUGAUGCGCACACAAUCAGUUCUUCCAAUGGCUCGCUUAUUAUUCAAAACACUUUAAAAAUGUAUACAAAUACUCAGUAUUGUUUGGAAAGGGUCAGACAGAAUCAAAAGCUUUAUACAUUUCUAUGCUUUGAUACAAAGGUAGUGGGCAGUGACCGCAUUCGCUUUAAAAUGUAUCCGAUUGGACUUCUCAUAUCUUGUUGCUUCUACGCACUUACCUUGAUUGUUUAUAUAUCAAUUGCCAAAUUACGAAAUCUUCCUGGAAAAAUUCUGAUUUGUCUUGUGAGCAGUUUAUUUGCGGCAUAUCUUGGAAUAGCUUUGGGCCAGUUGAAGCCCACAUCAAAUGACGACAUCUGCUUCUUUUCUGGUUUCUUCGUGUACUUUUGUUUAAUGGCUGCCUUUUCAUGGAUGAAUAUAACUUCCUUUGACAUAUGGAAAACCUUCGGAUCAACCAAAAUUAAAAGUUGCGAAAAAAGUGACCUGAGACGUCAAUUUAUUUGGUACUCUUGUUACGGAUGGGGACUACCAACUUUGCUAACGACAAUCACCAUUGCGUUUACAAAAUCAGACAUCUUACCGGAUGUGGUUCGACCAAAUUUUGGGCACGGUCGUUGCUGGUUUACAUAUGAUUCUUUUGGAUCUGCAAGCUUACUAUUCUUCUCGGGUCCAGUUGGAAUUCUUUUUAUAUUCAACUUGGUCCUGUUCCUGCUUACGAUGAAAUACUGCAACAAAGUCAAAAACGAAAUAUACAAGAUGCAGAGUUUAAACAGUGAUAAGCCAGUACUGAAGAGGAGAUUUUUUCAGGACAAAACCCGAUUUGUUAUGAACACAAAACUAUGCUUUGUUAUGGGCAUUACGUGGCUUUUGGAGAUAGUGAGCAUUUUGUUUUACGAUCAUAAGAAAACCUUUUUCUGGACCAUCAGCGAUUCGUUCAAUGUGCUUCUUGGCAUCUUUGUAUUCAUCAUUUUUGUUUUUAAACGGAGAAUUUGGAAUGAAAUCGCUGUAAAGUUUGGUUUGCAGUCAAGCCCCAGCACUACAUCGACUAGAAAUCGCCUUGGUGUGACAAAAUCAUAUGCUCCAACUAGCACAGCCAUGACGACGCUCCGAUCUUCUCCAGGCAGUUGUGAACUGGUCCGCAAAACCUCAGCGAAACCGGAAAAUGAAGUUAUGCUUUAGAUGGAAAUUACUUAUCAUUAACUAUUUAUAAUUUGUAGAGCCUUAUGAAACUAGUCCCUCAGUUUAAACAUUAAUAAUACAUAUAUGUAUGUGUAUAAUUUAGCUGUGAACCGAAAUAUUUAGUUAAUAAGUAAUUUCUAUUUUUUUAUACUUAUGUGUUAAUUAUAUUACAUUAAUCAAAACAGUGGCGAAUACA